Molecule: messenger RNA, 1910 nt
Organism: Lucilia cuprina (Australian sheep blowfly)
Lineage: Eukaryota; Metazoa; Arthropoda; Insecta; Diptera; Calliphoridae
Gene: Eip78C
Product: ecdysone-induced protein 78C
Exons: 4
Coding region: 368-1549 (393 amino acids)
Biological process (GO): regulation of DNA-templated transcription
Molecular function (GO): DNA binding; nuclear receptor activity
Source: RefSeq, a predicted model, not a curated record
AAAUUUAAAACAAAUUAAUAAUAAAAAAGGCAAAAAAUAAAGGUUUUAGACGUGUUGUGCAUUUUUAAAAAAAUACGUUCUUUUUUCGCAAUUUCAUUCAAUAAAUAAAAUUGAAAAUAAAAAAAGAACCAUUAAGUGACAAAUUCUGUGCUCCUUUAAAGUCAAUGCAAAUAAAUUAAAAAAAAGUAUUACUAUUCUUCAUCAUCCCUACACUCUUCCCCUUAAAAGGAGGCCAACAUAUAAUACUCCAACCAACCAGAGGCAUACGUAUCAACACUUAACCAUCAACAGGAUUUAAAUUCCUUUUCAAUUUAAGUUUUGGCGAUUUUUACAACGUUUUUCUUCUCUACACAUCUUCUACAUUUUAAUGGUAAAUUCUGUGCGUUAUGGUCGCGUACCAAAACGUUCACGUGAGCUGAAUGGCGGCACGCCAUCAUCCACAGAGGAUCCAAACGCUGUCGUUGUUGUAAAUUCGUGUGAUUUACGGCGUGUCAGCACACCGGGAACACCGAACACACCACAAACUCCACAAAUGUGUUCCAUAGCAUCAUCACCAUCCGAAUUGAGCGGCUGCAAUGCCACCACCAACAAUAACAACUCAAAUAGUUCGGGUCUCGUCGUCGGGCCCAGUAAUGGUGGCGGCGUUGGUGUCGGCGUCAGUGUUGGCAUGGGUGUCGGUGUUGGUGUCGGCAAUCUAAAUGCCCAACAAUUACAGACGGCCCACCAUGAGGGUCAUCAUUUAAAUGACGCAAUGAUGGCCGGUACGGGAACAGAACUGUCGGUUUACGAUGUGAUUAUGUGCGUUUCUCAGGCUCAUCGCAUGAAUUGCGCAUACACAGAAGAACAGACCAGAGAUUUAAUGCGUCGUCCCUUAAAUGUACCGCCCAAUGGUGUAAGUAGUUAUUUAAUUUCAUCGGUGGCGGAGAGUAUGGAAUUUCAAAAAAUUUGGCUUUGGCAACAGUAUGCUGCACGUGUGACACCCAAUGUUCAACGUAUUGUAGAGUUUGCUAAACGUUUACCUGGCUUCUGUGAUUUUACCCAAGAUGAUCAACUGAUACUCAUUAAAAUGGGCUUUUUCGAGACAUGGCUUACCCAUGUGGCCCGCAUGAUAACCGAUUCAACAUUAACCUUUGAUGAUGGUACAUAUUUGACUAGACAACAUUUAGAGAUCAUAUAUGAUACUGACUUUGUGGUUUCAUUAUUUAAUUUUGCAAAUACUAUCAACGUUUAUGGUCUCAGCGAUACAGAGAUUGGUCUCUUCUCCGCCAUGGUCUUGCUGGCGUCCGAUAGGCCCGGCAUUUCCGAAGCCAAAAUGAUUGCACGAACAAGAGAACGCAUCACAGAAGCCCUAAGAGUACAAAUCGUACGUUCGCGCAAUGGCACCACACAAGCCCUACAACUAAUGCCAGCUCUGGAAGCUAAAAUACCAGAAUUAAGAUCGUUGGGUCUCAAACACAGUGCCCACUGUAAUUGGUUGCGUUUGACGAAACCAAGAUUGCCACCAUUAUUUGCCGAACUCUUCGACAUUCCCAUGGAUGAUGAAGCGUAAAUUUGUUUUUCUUUUGGGACUAGAAAAAAAAUGGCGGCUUGUUUUUUACCGUUAGAGAAAACAAAAAAGAUAAGACUACUAAAGCAAAUAUGCGAAAAUAAAAAAACAAAAAUUAACAUACAAAAUAAUUAUAAUUAAUUAAAAAAAAAGAAAAUAAAAAGAAAUUAGAAGCGAAAUAUUAUAGAAGAAGACAAGAAAAGAAAUGAAAACAAAACAAAACAUAAAACCGAUAAGGAAGUAAGAAAGUACACUUCUAAAGGCAAUUUAAGAGAUUUAUUCCCUUUUCCAUUAAUUAGCAAUUAAUUAAUUAAACAAAUAUGAUUUCUAAACAAAUUUAAUAAGAAUUAAAGAGAAAAAUAAA